Molecule: messenger RNA, 2595 nt
Organism: Rotaria sordida
Lineage: Eukaryota; Metazoa; Rotifera; Eurotatoria; Philodinida; Philodinidae
Source: the annotation of a GenBank genome assembly
AUGGCGACUAAAAAGGAACCACGACGUAAGUUGGCACUUGUAAUUGGCAUUGGUAAAUAUGACUAUUGUGAAGAAUUACAAAAUCCAGAAAAUGACGCGAAUGAUAUGUCUAAAGCGCUGGAGAGUAUUGGUUUUGCUGUUACAAAGAAACUAGAUCUGAAACGUGCUGAAAUGAGACAUGUUGUUAUUGAUUUCGAAGAAUCAAUAGAGCGCGACGAUAUUGUUCUAUUUUAUUUUGCUGGACAUGGGAUACAAUGGGAAGAUCAAAAUUAUUUGAUACCAAAGGACACUCCAACUUUGAAUGGUGCAGCUUUAAACACGACUGCAAUCAAUGCACAACAUAUUCUUGACAAUUUAAGUGAUCACAAUCCAUAUGUAACAAUAUUCCUAUUGGAUUGUUGUAGAAAGUAUCACUUACGCAAUCCUGAGGUAGACGCACGUGAUCCGGAUGCAAGUGGUUCAAAGUCAAUAGGCCUCAAAGCUAUGAGCAAGGCUGGUUCAUUGAUUGCAUUUGCUUGCGCACCUGGAACUAUAGCCAUUGAAGGAAAAGGACAGAGAAAUGGUUUAUUCACAAAACAUCUUUUAGAACAUAUUAAAACUGAGAAUGAAGAUAUCCAAAUGAUAUUACGUGAUGUUGUCAAAGGAGUAAAACAGGAAUCAAAAUCAAAACAAAUUCCAUUCGUGAGCGCUUCAUUAUUAGAGAGGGAUAUAUAUUUAUGUAGUCAACAAAUAAAUCAACCACGUAGACUAGGUAAAUAUACUAGUAAAUUCUACUGCUCUUGUUUAAGUGAAUCAAUAGAUUAUCAUAACAAUUUUACCUUCGAAUCAUCUUUGUUUCUAAACAUUUAGAAAAUAGCCAACGAGACAUUUAUGGCAUUUGAAUUGUUUCUCGGUGUAACCUGAGUUAAAUGUUAUAGGUAACAUCACCGAAAUAAACAGAGAACUUGGGUGCAGCUCUGGUCUCAAUCUUUAUAAUACUUGCGAUUUUCAUAGUCUGGCGUGGCUAUUUCUUAAUUACGAAGGAAACUAUUCAGGCGUUUCAUCAUUUUGGAGCGCAUAUAUUGGACAUAUAUAGAAGUUCACUGGCAUAUUCUAACGCUAAAAUAAUAUAUGCAUAUAGUCCUCCGAACAAACCAUAUCUCAUUUUUAAAUCACAUUUGUUCGAACUGUUAUUUCUAUCAAGUGCAGUAGAUAUUAGAAUUUGAUUACGGCAGAAGUUUGAGCAUUAGCGUUAUUUGACUCGCGAAGAUGUUGAGUUUAGAACAACCAGUCGGAAAUCUGAUGCACCCCUAAGGAUACUACCAAAUGAAUCAAGCUCUAAAUGCGUUGACAUUUUUAUUGAUUUUGGUUCUGACGAUUCUUUUCUUCGUUGAAAAGCUGAUUUCGAGAAAAAUACAAAACAUUGCGAAACACAAUAUUCUGUACAAUACCUGAGUCAUACUUGAAACCAAACUGGCCAGUUACGAGUCCGGCAUGGUUGAAAUUUUAAAGCCAACCGUUUUUCACUGAUUUUUUAUUGAUUUUCUUUUGGACACUAAAGCUGGCCUAUUUCACUCAUUUUUAACAAUUUCCAUAGUUUUAGUGAUCAAAAGAUAAGAGCCUGGCAAUCUCCAGCUAAUAAAUUUUCAGCCUUUGUUAAAAUCUCAGCUCUGAAUAGUGAGUUAACACUUUCUCAUCGUAGGAUGAUAGUCUUGGAUCAUGCUGAAUAAAAUUAUGCUCAAAAAAAAUAUUAGCCAGGUAUUAGAUGUUAGUUUUGGUCUAAACUAACGUUUUUUCGCCUCAAAAUUUUGAGCUCAUUAUUCUGAACUCUUUCUAACUGACUCUCAUAAAAGUCCAAUAGGUAGUAGUUUUCAAUUCAUGAUGUCAUUACAAAAUAUUAAAACAGAUUCUACUCUGCUGUCAAGAUUUUACCAAAUACAAGCGUCAUAUAACUAUGAAAAUAUUGAAAUAUUAAUCAAUCUCACACCCACAUCGAUAUCCUCAAGAGCUUUAUGAGUUUUACAUUGUAUGCCUUCGUAGAACUGAAGUAAUAGACUAUUUCUCGAAAGAACUGAUUUAUUUGUUGAUAUUAAACAUUUAGUUGAAACCACUGCACGGAUCCACGAACGAUGAAAAACGUCAAAGUCAUGAAAGUUUUAUUUUCAGGUGCAGUGGAGAAGGGAUUGUUUCGAAAGUCAUUUUUCCUUGUUGUGGGCGUCCAGAGAAAUCAGUUAAGUAGACACUAAUGGACUUCCUCAACACUAUACACUAAAUAUGAAUGUAUGUGAACCUUCUGACUGCACAUCGAGCAUCCUACGGUGUUAAAGUAAAUUGGUCGACUCUGUCAGAGUUGCAAACACUGUCCUUAGAAUGACCCAUUGUCACAAAAGGUUUUUUUCUAGAAUUGAACAGACAAUUAAAGAGAAGAGUUGAAAUUUUCUACGAUUUCUUAAUAAGACUAUUCAAAUUGUGAACCAUGCUGGAAUUACUACGUUCUUACAUAAUACUAUCUAAUAAAGACAACAUUCUUAUUCAAGAUCACCUCACCUAUUGACAUUGAAAGAUCCUGGUAUAUAUUUUUGUACUUUAGAACAGCCACAAGACUUAUUACAAAUA